AUGUUGCAGCAAAAACGCUAUUGUGUAAUCGGUGCUGGGAGUUCUGGCAUCUGCACGGCUAAAGCGAUACUAGACAGUGGAGGCUCCGCAACGAUAUACGAGCGAACCGAUGAAAUCGGAGGCACAUGGGUGUAUACGGACGAAGUCGGUACCGAUCGUUACGGGCUACCGGUACACACUAGCAUGUACGAAGGCCUUAAAACAAACCUACCGAAAGAGAUAAUGGGAUUUCCGGGGUACGAAAUGCCUAGCCAAGAUGCGUCCUAUGUACGGUCCGACGAGGUGUUACAGUUCAUUCGAGACUAUUCCAACCAUUACGAUGUUACAAAGCGGAUCGCAUUUGCACAUCUGGUGCAGGAGGUAAAACCGGCCGCAAAAGGUGCCGAUGGAUGGAGUGUUACUGUACGGAAUUUGGCUAGUGGAAUGGAGUCGACAGAAGAGUUUGAUUUUGUGCUAGUAUGCAAUGGCCACUAUCACACACCAUUCGUCCCAUCGUACCCAGGCAGAGAGUGCUUUCUGGGCAAGCAACUACACAGUCACGACUAUCGAAAGUCGUCAAUUUUUAAAGAUCAGCUUGUGCUGGUAAUCGGUGCCGGACCGAGUGGAACGGAUUUAACACUGGAAGCAGCCACGAUGGCCAAAACCGUAUACUUUAGCCAUCAUGUGCCGGAAAAGUUAAAGCAAUUAGUCUUUCCUUCGAAUGUGCUGCAGGUACCGGACGUAUUACGGAUCCUUCCGGACAGUGUGGAGUUUGUGGAUGGAUCACAACAUCCCGUAACAAUAAUUUUCUACUGCACCGGUUUCCGCUACAGCUUUCCCUUCCUUCAUCCUGACUGUGGUGUACAGGUGGACGAUAACUGGGUACGGCCACUGUACAAGCACGUACUGAACAUUAACCACCCUUCGAUGGCAUUCAUCGGACUUCCGUUUUACGUAUGCGCAACGCUCAUGUUCGAUUUGCAGGCUCGGUUCUGUGUGAAAUUUUACAGCGGUCAGCUACCGAUGCCCGGCAAAGAAGAAAUGCUACUAGACCACGAGCGUGAGAUGAAUGAGCGGUGGAGUAAAGGGCUCAAGAAACGACAGGCUCACAUGAUGGGUGCGGAUUAUCAAGGGCAAUACUAUCGCUCGUUAGCAGACCGUGCACAGAUCGUACCGAUACCGAAGGUCAUGACGGAUAUGCACAUCGAUAGCGGCAGGCGAAAGAAGGAGGAUUUGCAACGUUAUCGAAACGAUGUGUACCGCAUUGUGAAUGAGAACACUUUUGUAAAGUGUGACAUUUCGGAGUUGCAUCGGCUUGAGAAGGAGUUAGCUGAAAGGGAGAAAAAUAGCUAA
Anopheles maculipalpis is the source of this 1332-nucleotide messenger RNA. RefSeq names its product senecionine N-oxygenase-like. Lineage: Eukaryota; Metazoa; Arthropoda; Insecta; Diptera; Culicidae. Gene Ontology annotation, molecular function: flavin adenine dinucleotide binding; N,N-dimethylaniline monooxygenase activity; NADP binding. The transcript is spliced from 2 exons. The record is from RefSeq and is a predicted model, not a curated record. Bases 1 to 1332 code for a protein of 443 amino acids.